Messenger RNA from Mesocricetus auratus (golden hamster), 9693 nucleotides. RefSeq names its product synaptotagmin 14 (gene Syt14). The transcript has 8 exons. The record is from RefSeq and is a predicted model, not a curated record. Lineage: Eukaryota; Metazoa; Chordata; Mammalia; Rodentia; Cricetidae. The coding region runs from base 430 to 2991 and encodes 853 amino acids.
GCUCCUUUUUCUCUAUAUUAAUAAGAAGUUCUGUUUUGAAAAUGUUGGAGGGUUUCCAGAUCUUGGUUCAGGAUACAACACACGGAAGAAUUCACAAGAUAAAAUAUGUAUAGACUAAAUACCCAAUAGUAUUUGAGGGAAAAAUAAUGUCUUCCUGCUGUUUUGAUAGCUAUGGAGUGGGAAAAGAUGUCAUUACACUUAAACCAAGUGAUUUGAUUUUUAUUUUUUCCGGAGGAGUCUUUACUUCAACGUAUUUCUUCCAAUGCAUAUUGCAUUUACAGAAAGAUUAAAAGACACAGUGUGAAAUACUCCUAUCAUUCUAAGGAUAGCAACAUUUACAUAAAUGUUAAAUUCACAUUCCAAAGUAGUUGAUAUUUUGAGAAGAGAAAAUUCCAUUAUUGAACCUUUUAGGAACAAGGAACUGAAAAAAUGGCAUUUUUCAAAAGUCUUCAGCAGAAUCUACCUUCAGUGUCCUCCCUGGUAGACACAAUCAGUAGUGCUGUAGAAGAUUUGAGCACCGCGGUUGGGGAAGUCAGCUAUGCGCUAACUGACUCAGUCGCUGGGCAGGUAGCAAGUAUGAUGCAUGGCUUUUGCCCAGAGGGGGAGAGCUGCGUGGCAGAAGAGGCUGCAGGGUCUUCUAAAGCCAAAAGUGCAGUAUUGGGGGAUACUUCCAAAAACACUGCUUGUCCAAAAACACAGUCUGAUAGAGAGCACAAAGCAAAGCAAAUGACCUAUUGUGACACUUCAGCUCCACAAAAGCAAGAACAGGAAAUGCACGAACAGGAAUUUUAUAUUCACGACGGAGAGUGGACACCCCCAGAAUACAAAGAAGCUGGAGGUGCUGGUGGGUCUGCUUUGCAAGGCUUCGUGAAUGAUGGGACACCAGCUGUCAAGCAGAAAAUGGGGGCUGCACCCACUUGUCAUGAACUGAAAGGUCCUGGCAGAUGUGAGACAGCUGGAGAAGGAGGCUCCAGGAAGGGUCAGAAUGGUUUAGAGGAGGUAAGUUCUCUAGCAGUGGACAGGCAUCUGAACACCCGUGGACAAGGCGCCGUGUCUGAGCAGAAGAGCGUGGCCAAAGCCAGACUGCAGCAUGUACCUGUGGGAGCAGAGCAAGAGACAUCGGGGAGCUUCUCUAAAAACAAACACCUCACUGAUUUGGAGCAUCCUCAUCAUUUAACAAAAACCAAAAAACAUAAUACACAUGAUGGAUUCAAAGAGAAUGAAUAUUCAGGAAACAAAAGUUCUCCAGAAGAUAACAGGAGAAACAGCAGACACAGGGCACAGAAAUCCAUUGUGAAGGAAUACACGGGUUCAGUUCCAUCAACAAAUUGUAAUAUUAAAUUUCCCGGGAAAAUCAAAGAAAAAAUAAAUCCAACGAAGUACUACAAAGUGAAAGGAGACAUAAAAACAAAGAAAAAUGAAGCUAAUUCUGCUAAGAGAGGAACAGCAAAGAAUAAAGUUGGCAAAUAUUCUAAGAUAUUACCAGAAAAAGAUAAUUCCUACAUGGACAGAGAUGAGCCUGGUUCAUCCUCUGAAAGUGAAGAUGAAGCUCUGGGUAAAUACCACGAGGCCUUAUCCAGAACUCACACUUCCAGGUGGCCAUUGGUGGACUCCAGACAAAAGAACUAUGCCUGGGAAACAAGGCAAAAGUACAGCCCUUUGUCUGCAGAGUACGAUGGGUACAGCAGUGAAGCAUCCGUAGAGGACGGAAGCUGCAUUCAGAGAAUGAGAAGGACACCUCCGUUGGAUGAGCUGCAGCCACCGCCUUACCCAGACGACAGCGGCUCCCCUCACCUCUCUUGCACACCGUCUGAAGUCGGGGAUGGGAAGCGUGAGGUUUCCCACUGCAGCAACAGCCCACGGUGUUCUUUCAACAAGUGCCCCAGCGAAGGAAGCACGGGGCAUGAGGCGGAGAGCUUCCACAACAAAGGAUAUGAAGAUGACGUCCCUAGUGACAGCACCGCAGUCCUCAGCCCGGAAGACAUGUCAGCUCAAGGAUCCUCCUCACAGCUUCCUAAACCUUUUGAUCCAGAGCCAGAAGCUAAAUAUGGCACACUGGACGUGACUUUUGACUAUGACUCACAAAGACAGAAGCUUCUGGUAACGGUGACAGCUGUCACAGACAUUCCAACAUAUAACAGGACAGGUGGCAACUCAUGGCAGGUACACCUUGUUCUUCUACCUAUAAAGAAACAGAGAGCCAAAACCAGCAUCCAGAGAGGACCAUGCCCUGUCUUCACAGAAACUUUCAGAUUUAACCACGUUGAAUCGGAGAUGAUCGGAAACUAUGCAGUUAGGUUUAGACUAUAUGGUGUCCAUCGUAUGAAGAAAGAAAAGAUUGUGGGGGAAAAGAUUUUUUAUUUAACAAAGUUGAAUCUUCAAGGGAAAAUGUCGUUACCGGUGAUACUGGAACCUUCUUACAAUCCUUCUGGCUGUGACUCCCAGGUGAGCUUGUCAGAGGUGUCCUGUGGGGAAAGUACAUCCUCCUGUCAGUCUCUUGAACAUGGCUCCGUUCCAGAGAUCCUCAUCGGACUCCUCUACAACGCCACCACUGGAAGACUGUCAGCAGAAGUGAUCAAAGGCAGCCACUUCAAAAACCUGGCAGCAAACAGACCACCCAAUGGACUGUUCUGUUGUCUAAAACACUUGAUAGGUGGACAGGUUUAUAUAAUCCGAGAUACAUAUGUUAAGUUAACACUGCUGAACUCCAUGGGCCAGGAGAUGUCCAGAUGCAAGACAUCCACCCGCAGAGGGCAGCCGAACCCGGUGUACAAGGAGACCUUUGUUUUCCAAGUGGCCUUGUUCCAACUUUCUGAUGUGACUCUCAUACUGUCUGUGUAUAACAGGCGCAGCAUGAAAAGAAAGGAGAUGAUAGGCUGGAUCUCCUUAGGUCUGAACAGCUCUGGGGAGGAGGAGCUCAGACACUGGACUGCAAUGAAGGAGUCCAAGGGACAGCAAGUGUGCAGGUGGCAUGCCCUGCUGGAGUCCUGAGGAAGGCAGCUGUGAGCCAGCGCUGCCGUUGUCUCCUGGUCGCCGUCAGAGGAGCUGUUCCCUGGAGAGUCCUCGUCCACGCCCUGUCACCGUGCCCCACACUUACAGAAGAACCAUCCAGUGCUGAGCUGAGGGAAGGAGGCUCUGUCUCUAGUAGGGCUCUCAUGAAAAACCAUGAAACUUGUAUCCGUAGUGUCCAGCAGUCCUCCAGAAACUGAGUAACAUGCUUUUGAUUUGAAGUUUAUUUUAUUCACUGAAAGAGCUAGGAAUUUCGUGGAGAUUGUGAUUUCAACCCAGAAUUUCCAUUGCAGCACUACAUAUCAUCGUCCAUAUGCUAUCUGUAAAGCAUUAUGAGGGCCAGUCCUUGGGUAGAUCUCAGUGAUAUCUCAAGGUUCAUUUACACUGAUGAUACUGUCGUUUCAGAUAUGCUCUCUCUGUGCCUCAGCCUUUCUUUAUAGUACUAAACCCAAGUGCAAAAUUCCCUCCAGGAAAGUUUAAGGUUGGUUUAUUUCUUUACUUCCUUCUUUUUUCUGAUCCAAAGAGACUGUGCCCCAUUGGUCCCUUGCAAACCUUUCUGAUGGUACUGCAGAAACUUCACAACUUUAUGUUCAAGGCCUUUGUGUACUAUAUGUUCCAGUAUAGAAAGUGGUAGAGCAAACCCCUCCUUUGGAAUUGCUUUCAGGGGUGUGUCUGUCCAGCCGUGGGAUGUGGCAGACACGGUAGGUAGAUAGCUGUUGAAAAUGGAAGACAAAGGAAUUCUGUCUGUCUGUUCCAAGUGUCCAGUCUUCAUCAGGAGUAAAGCAGGGUUAGCAUCAAACCCGAAGCUCCUGGAGCCCUCACUCAGCCCCAUUUCUUGGUUCUCAGCUUUAAUCCAGUUAGGAUCAUUAUUCUGCGGUCCCUUGUGCUCUGGUGACCUGUGCUGUGUUUUGUGGUGUCUUCAGCGUGAUGUCACUCUGUGCCUUUCAUGCAAGUUGACCUUGCUUACACAACUGGGAAGCAGUAUCUGCAAAUCUGGCCUUCAGCACGCGUAGGUGUGAAGCUCCUUGGCAGUGCCGUGUCCUUGCCCCUGUCUGCAGCAUGUGAGGCUGUGCACUGUGCUGGCCUCCACAGGCCGAGCACAUUCCUGUCCUGUAUUCAUAUUUAGAAACCAUAGGCCAAUUGGAUAUAAUAUAAGCUAUUUUCUUUUCAUUUUUCUCCUUACCUAACAUAAAAUUUUAUGCAUACACUUUACUAGAGUAUGUUUUAUGUACAUGAAAUUAUUUUCAUUUUGCUCUUUCUCAUUUCUAGUUAAACUAGACAAAAAAAUGUUUACCAAUUAGUGAAAAGCUGUGUCACGGUUGUUCCAACCCCAGCUGAGCACUCUGGACUGUUACUGUGAACCAGGACUCAUCAAUACCAUGCUGACACAGCCACACACUGAUUUAUUAAAUGUGGCAGUACUGAAAGGCCUUAAAAAUCGCACGCAAGAGACCAUGAACUUCUACAUUUUUAGCUUAAAAGAAGGCAUCUCUGUGCUUUCAAACAGCAUUUUAAGGGGAAAAAUACAAAUAGGAAGCAUGGAGUUAGUUUUCAGAGCCCAGCUGAGCUCACCCCUAUACCCAGCAUAGUGGCUUAUCCCUGUAAUACUAGCACUGGGGAGGCUGAGGCAAGGGGAUUGCUGUGAGUUUGAGGUCAGCCUGGGCCACAUAGUCCCAGGCCAUCCUGGACUACAAAGAGAGAACUGUCAAAAAAUAAAAAAUAUGUCAAAAAGGUGAUUUGGAAAGAAAGCAUUGGGACUGGGGAGAUGGCUCAGCCACUAAAGGCCAGGUUCACAGCCAAAAAGAAAAAGAAAGCAUCCUUCUGUCAUUCUUUCAGAGAGAUUUUCAGGAGUUUGUUGUUAUUUUAAAUAAAGUGGAUAAGGUUAGAAAUUAAACCAUGAACAAGAAGCAAAAAUAGUUGUUUUUUUAAGUGUUGUUGAAGAACAUAGUAAGGCAAAAUGUGAAGAAGGCUAUUAGGUUACACUGAAAAUUGGGUGCAGGCAUUUGAUGCUACAGGGAGCUUUUGCUGUCUUUGAAACAAUCAACUGCAUGACUAACAAUGGUUGUCUUCCUAAUAAAGUCACUGGUCUUCUUUGUAAGGAAGUUCAAGUCGACAUUAUAAGACCAGCUUGGUGCUUUCACUGUGUGGAGAGGAAAACCUGUUACUUGUUAAACCUCCUUCUGGAGACUGCCCAGAACUGUGUACUGCCCAAGUUCCUCAGGGGUAUCCGGUGCAAGUGUCACUACUCAUGUGUGGCCUGGAAAGAGAUUUCAGUCUUCUUUAACGUCAGGACAGCCCUCCAUCCAUCCCAUGUUCCAAGUCCUCAAUGAUUACAAAUUAUAUGUGUGCACAUAACGCACACACACAACACAGCAUGCCAUGUGCGUACAAAGGUGAAGGUGCCCCGCCUUCUCACGUAGCUGAAUAGAAAGGCGUUUCUCCAGAUCAUGGAUUGCUUUUUUCUCUUCUAAAAUUUCUAAAUGUGAUGUUAGGUUUGGAGCCGAAUGCUGUCAUUCUGCCGGAUAUACACAAAUAUGCAUCUUUUUCUCUCCUACAAUUUAACACAAAUACUUCCCCAAAUUAUCUGAGCCACAGAUGUUGACUUGGGAACCAUUCUGCUAAAGUCAACAGUUGACUGGAACACGGGGUAUUCUCAGCCUCCCCAGUGCGGCUGUUGAUUGUUGUCCGGCCUCCCAGAAGUUUCUGUCAUUUUGGAGCCAGAGUAGCAGCCACCUUUAAUUUGAAGUAAGAUUGCACAUUAUCUCACUGCAUGUGAAUUCCCUAUAGUGUUGCGUUCACUAACGAAAGUAACUCAUUAGAUCUUGUUUUAAGAAAAACUACUUAAACUUCCUGGAUGACGAUGCUGCUGCUGUGAAGUUGGGUGUUGUUAGGGGGUGUGAUCUGAUCUGUGCAAACACAGCCAGCUCUGUGUGUUAUACCACUGCUUCCUCCCUGAACUAACUGGGAGCAUGACCAGUGCCUGGGAGUCUGAUUGCAUCAACGGGCAAGCAGAAGCAGAAUCCAGGCUGUUCCUGGCAACGAGGAAUACAAAUGAUAUCCCAGAUCUUUGAGGGAACUAAGAACUAGGGGAGCUAUUUGAAGUGUGCACAGUAGAAGGCCAGUGGUCACCAACCGUUCUUUUCAAAAUCCUUGUCCAGGUAUCACUAGAAAGGACACAAAGCUGCCAUUUAUCUCCAUAGACUGGAGAAUUCAUAGAAAAAAAUUCGCAUUGCUAGUUGUUAUUCAAAGUUUCUCUCUCUUACUUUCUCUAUAACCCAUUUCUUCCUCUUCAUCUGUCAACUGAAAGUGGCCAUGCGUGUCCCUGUCGCCAGCCAGUCUGACACUGAAAUAAGGUGAGGCAUGCAUUGAGGCACUUAAGACUCCCUCCAGAGCUAAAGUGCUGCUGGUGGUUAUAGCUGUGGCUUAGUAAAGAACUGGGACAGUAAUUUUUUUAUUUAUUUGACUCUCACAACAUAUGAGAGGCGAGUAACAUCGCCAGCAUUCUAUCUGUGAAGAAGCUGGUGUCUGGGGAAGCAGAGCCGACCCCCUAAGGCUGCCCCUCUUUGAGGAAAACCGCCCUAGAAGCGGCAUGACUCCAAGCCCACUCGUGCACAUUACAUCCUCACCAUCUCUGUCAUGAGUGAAGUGAGCAGCACUGGCCUGGGCAAGUCCUGCCCAGCUUGUUUGAAUGGCAGAGACAGGCCCCAGAGAGUAGAGCUUAGAAAGCAAAAUGACGGUUGAGGGGGCUUGCCUUCUCGGGACACAAGCGGUACUUAAUUCACAGCCAGCUUCCUGCCCCUUCAUUGUCGGCAAUUAUGUGUCCCAGAGUCUCCACCAGCCCUUCUGCUAAGAGGGGCACGCAGCAAAUACUGAUGAGUGAAAUCUCUGUGGCAGAACCUGUACUCCUGUUGUGAAAAUCUUCCUUUAUGAACCUUGUUCGCUGACUGGGUUUCCUCUUCUCCAUUUACUAUAUAUAUAUAUGAGAAUCCCAGCUGUGUGCUGUGUGCUGUUGUAGGGCUACAACUGGAUGGACAGUCUUCCCUCAUCAUCUUGUAUUCUACAGUAAGGAGACCGGCAUGGGAUGGUGAUUUUUGUUGUUGUUGUUGUUGUUGUUAGAUAUGAGGUGUAGAGAAAGGUCACUGGGCUUGAUCAGGAAGUAAACCGUGAGUUCAGCAAUACCCCUAGAAGAUGAGAACAAAAUGUGGGUUGGACUACCACCAAACUCCCCCAAAAAACACAGACAGUGGUUCCCAGUGUGUAGUGUAUGUAAGAGUUCACUCUAGGUUCUAUCCGGAGAGUCUUUCUCACGUGAUGUAGAGGAAAGCCUGUGAGUUCAGGCUGAAUGAGCUCUCCAGGAAAUCCCACCUGGGCAGUACUGGGAUAUAACACUUAGUUUCUAAUCUGCAGUUGUUGGCAGCAGUUUCAUCGAUUUCAACCCACAGAUUAAAUCUUAAUGUGGGAGUGGUAAGGUGUGUAGUUUCUGGGUAACUGAGAAAGCAGCUUCUUGAGGAUGAAGAAUCUUAGACCGUUGUGUCCUAUUCUCUCCUUCCGAUCUCUCUCAUGUUGCUUUCAAAGAACAAUUUCCAAACAUACAGAACUGACGCUAAUACCAUAAAGUUAGAGGACAGCCUUCUUAAAGGCAGGGAUGGCAUUUUGGCAGUUUUGUUGGAAAAAUAGCUAAAGAUAUUGAUAUUUCCUGCCAUGCGCUGGCAUAUCUUGGCUGAGGGGAGACAAGGACAACUGGCGAGUACACAACGCUGCUGACGUGUUGUGAGUGAUUAUUUCAAGCACGGCUGGAAAGGUAUGGUGGUGCUCCCAAAUAGUUUGAGCUUAUCAGGAGAAAAGCUACAGUAGUAACAUAUUUUAAAUUUUUAUUUAUUAUGUUUCUACAUAGUCUUACUACAAUAACUUUCUGGUGAAAAUAAUACAGCAAUUCUGAGGCAUUUUAAAGCUGAUACCAAGGGGACAGCCUUCGCCUUAGUUGGCAGUGACUGCCAUAUCCCAGCAACUUGGCUGGACUUGCACCUGACUUCCGAAAUAAGGUAGUGUGUCAGAACUGCUUCUCAGUGCGUGAGCUAUGAAUUUUAAGAGUCUGAUAAGUAUUGGGAGCUAGUCUUUUUCUAAAACUCAAGAGGUUCAUCACUGCUUGGAACUUCUGCACUGGGACUUCGCUUCUCAAAAUGUAAUUUUUAUAGAAAAGCUCAAUCCAUGGAUCUUUUUAUUCAGUAUCUCCUUCUCUCCCUCCCUUCCCCAUCCUCUCUCCCUCUCUUCCUCUCUUCCUUUCAGUUUCUGAGGCACGGAGCUUCCUUAAUAGUCUAGUUUCUAUGGAGCUUUCUUACUUAUUUUUCUAAUAAUAGGUGUAACCAAAUGAUGAUGUUUAACUGCUCCGUGAGCAGAACUGUCUCAACCAACCCGAAGAAACGUGCUGCCUAUCGGUGUUUCCUUUGGUCUCAACUGUCUGCAGCCUGUUUGCUAGUGACUCUCCCCAUGAGUGGGCUUUGCUCUUGUACAUAGUAUGUCCAUGUGAUCAUCAACAGUGCUGUGUUGUUGUCACACGUUUAUAUGCACUCGAUCAAAACUAAAAGCUGACAAGUGUGUGAGCCAUCAUUUUGUAGAGUGAACGGCUGAACCACCUUCCUGUCACCGGAGUUGCGCCGUGCGUCUGUCCGUCCGUUGCCUUUAACUCUCAUAACUUCUUUUGUACUCUCUACACCGACUAUUGCGGUGCCUUUUUCCUUUUGUAUAAUUGUAUUACAUAAAGAAAUUGCUGACCUGUGUGUAAAAAUGUCAAAAUUACACCAGUCCAAGGAGAUUUUCAUGGCAGUUCAAUUUUCCAGAGAAUAAAUUUUUUGUGUGCAUUAAAAGUUACUUUUCUUCACAUUUAUCUUAAAAAGGAAGUGUUCCAGUUUUAGCAUUCAUGUGGAGUAGAUAAACUUCUUCAAUGCUGAUACAUAAAACUCAUCCCUAAUUCUCAACUGGCCACAGGAUGUUAACAUGACUGUUACAUACACAAAUAUCAAGUGGGUCUGUGUGUCCCCAAGACUGGGUUUGAAACGAAUCACAUAUGCCAUCAAAUACUGUUGUCAGAGUGUUUGGAUCAUAUUUUUUUACUGUGAGUCAAAUCUGACCUCUCAAGGAAAGCACACUCCAGGCAAACACUCUAAAGUGAUUCCUUGAAAGUUCAUAUAAAUCAAGAAUGGAUGAAGUUGCUUCAGUAGGCUGGGCUCCUUAGCUGGAAUGUGGCAUGGAUCCCAUUACCUAGCUUUGUCUUUCUCUGGCUGUGAGCCUGUCCUCAUUCCCUUGGAUUCCUGUUAACAAGCCCCUUUUCUAAAGGUAACAGUAUAAAGUAUAUUGUCUACCAAGACCUUGCAUGUAGGUUCAUGUUACAUUUCCAUGUCUAUUUUGUUUCUAAGAGGAUAAGAACCAGUGUUAACACAUACUUAGGCAUUUGGUGGUCUAGUCUGAUAGAAAUUCAAGUUGCUACAUCACCUUAUUUCUGAUGGAUUGUCUUUGAAUCCUGAGUUCCAUCAACUGACCAGCCUUUUCUUUUUCUUUGGCUUUUUGAGAUAGUGGAGCACCAGUACCUACUUGGUCUGUUUGUGUUUGUUUGUUUUUGGUAAGGAAUCAUCUCUAUUAAACACAAUGGAAAUGCAUUUGUGCUCAAAAUAAAUAUAUUUGUAACAA